Molecule: messenger RNA, 857 nt
Organism: Daucus carota subsp. sativus
Lineage: Eukaryota; Viridiplantae; Streptophyta; Magnoliopsida; Apiales; Apiaceae
Exons: 1
Coding region: 328-762 (144 amino acids)
Source: RefSeq, a predicted model, not a curated record
AUAAUGCAACACACGCAUCCAAUUUCACAUUUCCCAACGCCAUCUUACAUCCUGUCAUCCCACGAAUCCCCUCGUGAACGCCCCUCUGCAUAAUCUCCCAUCCCCACCUCAGAUCAUUCGUAAAUCCAUCUUUCAUCAUGGCUAAUAUGCUUCUUCAAAUUCGGUAAACAAAUUUAUCACACAUUGUGCAGAGCCAAGAUUCUAAAUCCGCAUCACUAUUUCUUUCAUAAUUUUUGUAACAACUCGAGCUUCAAGUUGUUCAGACAAUCACCAACUUAUAUUAUACUCUCCGUCUCUUUUUAGUUGUCACGUUCAACAUCGUAUUCAAUGAAUUCUUCUGGCUUCUUCGUAAUAUGCCUGCUCCAUUCGGCAUUAUCAGUAUCUUGCGGCGCGCUCAUAAUGUUUUAUCUGAACGAAAUAUCCGCAUUCGGUCACGGCACUGAAACCGCUUCGAAACUCAUGGGAUCAACGCCGCAUGAUCAGCUAUUGAAGCAGAUCUCCGACUCGUUCGCGGGGCUGCUUCUUGUGGCGAUGGGAUUUUUGCUCUUCAUGGUUGCGUUUGUCAAGGACAGGGAGUUUCAGAACUUCUUUGCGAAAGGGUGUGUGCUUGUUCAUGUUUCGAUGGCUCUGUGGAGAGUGUUCUUCGAGAGGAGGCUCGAAGAGUUGGCUCAUGCGUGGCCGAGACAGCUGGUUGGGGAUUUUUUGCUGGCGCUUUCGUGGGUUUUCUUUCUUGCGUACUCUUGGAGGGAGAAGUAUGAUUAGAUUAGAUCGACUUGACAAUGUAAAUGCAUUGUGAGCUCCUGUGUUUCGAGUUGUAUAUUGAUGUUUUUACGAAUAAAUUAUGUUCUUGCAUUCUA